UGCUUCGUAUCAUUUUAACUGCCGCCUGUACUCCGGUAUAUCGCAAUCAUUUGCCCAUUUGCUUCUGGUGUGAUACUUAUCUCUGCAUUGCACUCUCCGCGUUCUGGGUCGCGGGUUGUUUCUGGCAUCGUUAGGUAACCUGGACGACGCUCCAGACCGCCAGUACCUCUGCCUUCUGUUACCUGCGUUUCACAGCUUGCUGGCAAGCUCUCGAAUGACAGGCACCGGCCACAACUAAUCGACGCCCUGCACGUGCGAAGUCACCAAAAGAUCUUCCUCAUGCGGCUCCAUGGCCUUGCCCCGGCCGUCCUACUCGUCGGCUACGCCCUGUUGGCGGCAGCUUAUGACAAUGAUACCUCGCCAGCCCUGAUACAAGAACCGUUUUACCAGCUGGCAGAUGGCUGCCCGCCAUGUCCACGCUGUUUCGAUUGCCACUACGAUGAGUUCAAAUGUAUGCAGUAUGCGAACUGCAGCAACACCAAUGGCAAAUGUGUCUGUCCGCCAGGGUUUGGAGGAGACGAUUGCGCAGAGCCAUUGUGUGGAUCACUGGCGGACGGCAAGAACAGAUCACCGCGCAAAGGGGAUACGUGCGACUGCAAAGAGGGAUGGGAGGGCGUCAAUUGCAACGUCUGCACUUCCGAUAAUGCUUGCAACGCCCUAAUGCCUUUGGGCCAAGGUGGCACAUGCUACAAGCAGGGAAUUGUUGUGCAUGAAAACUUUCAGAUGUGUAAUGUCACCAAUAAAGCCAUCCUGGAUCAGAUCGAACCCAGGAUACCGCAAGUCACCUUCUCAUGUAAUGCGGAUCAAGCAACCUGUAACUUCCAGUUCUGGGUCGAUCAGAAAGAGUCUUUCUACUGCGCUCUGGACAACUGCACCUCGGAAGCGCACGACACCAACGUCCGCAACAGCACCAAAUAUACAUGUGAGACCGUCAAAUGCUCAUGUAUUGCGGAUCGAUUCCUAUGUGGAGAGGAUGGCUCAGUCAACAUUGACGAGUUUCUUGAACAGGAGAUCAAAGGGCCAGCGUCUUUUUACACGCAGCGCACAUACGGCGGAAGCUCGAAGGACGGGAGCAGGUUUGAGGAACCCGCUAUGAACAACCUGAUAUCCAUGAUCUUCGGCGACGAGUAUAUCUCUCUCAACUGUCGAGGUGGAGAGUGUCUGUACGAAACAGAUGUGCCGGGAUACUCGCGACCGGUCAAGGAAAUCAACACGCCGCUCAUUGCUGGAGUCAUUGCCGGCUGUGCUCUUUUUGUUGUCGCGGUGAUCCUGAUAUCAUGGUAUCUAUCGCAUAGAGCGGCAUAUCGGCGAUGGGGCGCCAUCCGUUUAGGUGAUGGAUCAGACGAAGAUGCGGCAAGGGCAAUGAUCAACCAUACUCCCAUGCCAUUGCAAUUUGAGAAUCUGUCUUACAAUCUCAAGGGCAAAGAAAUCAUUUCCGGCAUAUCAGGAAUUGCUCACCCUGGGCAAGUAACAGCAAUCAUGGGCGCUUCUGGGGCAGGCAAGUCCACAUUCUUGGACAUUCUGGCACGCAAAAACAAGCGAGGAAUUGUCCUGGGCAACAUGUACGUCAACGGUGAGAAAAUUCUCGACACUGAAUAUCGCAAUGUUAUUGGCUACGUCGACCAAGAAGAUUCUUUACUGCCGACACUGACAGUACACGAGACGAUUCAGACCAGCGCGCUGUUGAGGUUGCCAGCCGAUAUGGGUUUAGCUGUGAAAGAGCAGCGAGUUAUUGAGGUGAUGCAACAGCUCGGCAUCUACCACAUCAAGGACCAGUUGAUCGGUUCAGAAGAGGGCAACGGGCGAGGGAUUUCAGGCGGUGAGAAACGACGAGUUGGCAUAGCUUGUGAGCUUGUCACCAGCCCCAGUAUUCUGUUCCUGGACGAACCCACGAGUGGUCUAGAUGCUUUCAACGCGUUCAAUGUGGUGGAGUGUCUGGUGACUCUGGCCAAGACAUACAAUAGGACUGUCAUCUUCACGAUUCAUCAGCCUCGGUCGAACAUUGUUGCCCUGUUUGACCAGCUCAUUCUCCUUGCAAAGGGCAGAACCGUCUACUCAGGGCCAUUUUCGAGUUGUCAGGCGUAUUUCGAUCACAUCGGCUAUACUUGCCCACCAGGCUUCAACAUUGCGGAUUAUCUUGUGGAUCUGACCAUGCAUGCAAGUCUUCCACGCUCCCCGAUAUUCGAGGACGCUCCCAAGGAUUUCCCUGAACGGGACGGCGAUAGCAGCACCAGAGCUGUGAAGUCAAUAGCCAGCGUUUCGAACGUCAGUAUGGACAGCCCGCACGAAGCUCCUACACGCAUCAAGCCGAAAAGGCGCGUUUCCUUGAAGCAGAAACAAGAUCGCCAAUUGUUCACGCGCAAGAACACGGGCCAGGAUACGCCGCCUACGCCGAAAACCGACGAUGAGGAUACCAUUGUUAGCAAAGCAACGGGCAGCAUGCGAAGCUGGUUGCCACUGUCAAGGCGUGAUGGAUCCAACCCACCACAAGUUUUGGACGAUUUGGACGAUUUACCGCCGGAUGCUAAUACCGACCUCGACAUACUUGUAUCGAACUUCAAGGACUCUGACAUAGCGGAGACCACUCACGACGAGAUUUUCACCUCGAUCCAGGCAGCCUCUUCGGCCAAUGGCCACACUGCAGAAAAUGGCGAGAACGAAGCUGUCAUGGGAUCUAUCAAGGGCUUCCGUCGCGUCAGCCUGCCUCGACAAUUCCUCAUCUUGUCAAGACGCACGUGGCGAAAUCUUUACCGCAAUCCUAUUUUGAUGUUGACCCAUUAUGCUGUUGCCAUUCUUCUGGCGGUGCUUUCUGGUUGGCUGUUCUAUGGCAUCACAGACGACAUUGGGGGAUUCCAGAACCGACUGGGUCUAUUCUUCUUCCUUCUUGCCCUCUUCGGCUUUAGCACACUUACCAGCCUGAACGUGUUCAGCUCCGAACGGUUGAUCUUCGUUCGAGAAAGAGCGAACGGGUACUAUUCACCCAUCACGUAUUUCCUUUCGAAAGUCAUUUUCGACAUUGUCCCUCUAAGGCUGAUACCUCCUAUCAUCAUGGGCAUCAUCAUCUACCCAAUGUCGGGUCUAUUGCCUAAAUGGGGCACCUUCUUCACAUUCAUCCUGAUUUUGGUCCUCUUCAACCUGGCUGCCGCUGCGAUUUGUUUGACCAUUGGAAUCAUCUUCAAGGAUGGAGCGGUGGCCAAUCUCAUUGGUAGCUUGGUCAUGCUUUUCAGUCUGCUGUUCGCCGGUCUAUUGCUCAAUCUCAACCAUGACUCUACUCAGACGGCGAUACAAUGGUUACAGAGGUUGUCCAUAUUCCAUUACGGCUACGAAGCAUUGAUUGUCAACGAGGUUGCCAAGUUACGAUUGAAGGACCACCGAUAUGGGCUUGACAUUGAAGUGCCUGGAGCAAGCAUUCUCAGUGCAUUUGGCUUCGACAACUUGGCUUUGUGGGGCGAUGUUAUUGGGCUUGGAGUGUUUGCUGGAGCGUUUAUCAUUAUCGCAUACGGGGCCAUGCACGUAUUGCUUGUUGAAAAGAGGUAAGAACAAUCGCUCAAGAGGGAGGUGUAUGCAUGGUUCGUUCACGCAUUGCAUUAUAUGGAGUACAUAGACGAUUACGCCUUAGGUCAAGAGGCACGAACUAAUACUAAUGAUGCUUUGCACCUACGC
Exophiala viscosa is the source of this 3663-nucleotide messenger RNA. Its product is annotated as ATP-binding cassette, subfamily G, member 2. NCBI's taxonomy places the organism in Eukaryota, Fungi, Ascomycota, Eurotiomycetes, Chaetothyriales, Herpotrichiellaceae. Gene Ontology annotation, cellular component: membrane. Gene Ontology annotation, biological process: transmembrane transport. Gene Ontology annotation, molecular function: ABC-type transporter activity; ATP binding; ATP hydrolysis activity. The coding region runs from base 280 to 3537 and encodes 1085 amino acids. The transcript is spliced from 2 exons. The record is from RefSeq and is a predicted model, not a curated record.